Molecule: messenger RNA, 873 nt
Organism: Exophiala dermatitidis NIH/UT8656
Lineage: Eukaryota; Fungi; Ascomycota; Eurotiomycetes; Chaetothyriales; Herpotrichiellaceae
Product: protein bcp1
Exons: 3
Coding region: 1-873 (290 amino acids)
Cellular component (GO): nucleus
Source: RefSeq, a predicted model, not a curated record
AUGAGUAAGAGAAAGCAGGACCUCGGCGAAAAGGUCCCCAACAAUAAUCCCAAUACCGACGACGACAGCGGUGACGAUGAGCCCAAGGACUUUGACAUGCUCAACGUCGACUUUGAGUGGUUCGAUCCUCAACCGGAUUUUGACUACCAUGGCAUAAAGACGUUGCUACAGCAGUUGUUCGAUGUCGACGCUCAGAUGUUCGACUUGGUCGGGUUGACCGACUUGAUUUUGGCGCAGAAGACCCUGGGUUCAACUGUGAAGGUUGACGGAAACGAAACCGAUCCAUACGCGUUUCUUUCUGUCGUCAAUCUCCAAGAGCAUAAGGACAAACCCUUCGUAGGGAAACUUAUCCAAUACAUCCAAUCCAAAGCCAAGUCGAACCCUGAUCUUGCUCCUCUGGCGGACCUCCUAUCUCAACCUUCGAUACCUGCCAUCGGCCUGAUCCUGACAGAACGCCUAAUUAACGUUCCUUCCGAAGUCGUCCCGCCGAUGUACACGAUGCUGCUCGAAGAGAUAGAGUGGGCGCUCCAAGACGGGGAGCCAUACAAUUUCUCACAUUACCUCAUUCUCUCCAAGACCUACACCGAAGUUGCUUCAAAACUGGACGCAGAGGAAGACCGACCGAAAAAGAAGCAGAAAGCUGGCGGUUCUUUCGAGACUAUGUACUUCCAUCCCGAGGACGAAGUGCUGCAAAGGCAUGCCAUUUGCCACGGCGGGUACGAGUAUUCCAUCAAGCAAGACGAAGGGCAUUCGGAUUCGAAGCGAGCAUUCCAGGAGCUUGGAAUCAAACCGCAGGGACGCGCCAUUCUUAUCUCGGCCGAUAAGUUCAAGGGGGCUGUUCAAAACGUUGAAGAAUAUUUGAAGCCACAAUGA